This is a messenger RNA of Oldenlandia corymbosa var. corymbosa, 2542 nucleotides long. The record is from the annotation of a GenBank genome assembly. NCBI's taxonomy places the organism in Eukaryota, Viridiplantae, Streptophyta, Magnoliopsida, Gentianales, Rubiaceae.
AUACGCAGUACUCUUCCUUAAGCGUAAGAAUAAUUGUGGAAUACCCGUAUUUGGAAAAAGCAAAAACACGGAACUUUUACUUCAUCAUCAACGCGUACAGAUCUACUAUUUGAAAUUUUUAUUAUCCAUAUUUUUGCUUUGCUUCUCUGAUUACAAACCCUAGAAUCUAUCUACACCUUCGUCGGAAUCGAUCGAAAGCUACCAUGGGAAACGCAGAGAAACUGAUGAAUCAAAUCAUGGAACUCAAAUUCACGUCAAAGAGCCUGCAACGCCAAGCCCGGAAAUGCGAGAAGGACGAAAAAGCCGAGAAAUUGAAGGUCAAAAAGGCCAUCGAGAAAGGGAACAUGGACGGCGCCAGAAUCUACGCCGAGAAUGCUAUCAGGAAGCGCAGCGAGCAGAUGAAUUACCUCCGCCUGGCUUCCAGGCUUGACGCCGUCGUCGCUCGGCUCGAUACCCAAGCCAAGAUGACCACCAUCAGCAAGUCAAUGUCCAAUAUCGUGAAAUCGCUCGAGUCAACCCUGGCCACCGGGAAUCUUCAGAAAAUGUCUGAGACCAUGGAUCAAUUCGAGCGCCAGUUUGUGAAUAUGGAAGUUCAGGCCGAGUUUAUGGAGAGCUCCAUGGCCGGAAGCACUUCCCUGUCGACGCCGGAGGGCGAGGUCAACUCCUUGAUGCAGCAGGUUGCGGAUGAUUAUGGCCUGGAGGUCUCUGUCGGGCUUCCACAGGCGGCGGCACAUGCGAUUCCAACCAAGAACAGUGAAGAGAAGGUGGAUGAGGAUGAUCUCUCCAGGCGUCUUGCGGAGCUCAAGGCUCGUGGCUAAAGUUACUAGAUGUAAACCCUUACCCACGUUGAAGAGAACUGGUGUUGUGAUAACAAAAUGCUGGUGCUGAUUCUUGAAAUUUGUAAGACAUAGCUCAUGCAUAUAACUCUGUUAUCUGAGGUUAAAUGAUGGUGCUGCCAAAGAUUUUAGACAGGAAUUGAAUGAUCAUUUAAAUACAUAAGACAGAUUAUGGAGUAGAAUGUAGAAGAGUUUUUGGGGUUUGUGGGAUGUUGCUGUACAUGUAGGGAAUAAAGGAAAGAAUUUCUUUGGUAGCUUAAUCACAACCGGAUUGCUGGAUUAGUAUUAGAUGCAUAAAGUGAAUUUAUGGAAAGACACAGUGCAGGUUUUUUUUUCAUUAUGCAAGACAAAAGACACUAUACAUGUUGAUUCUGUAUCCUUUUCUUACCUUCUAGGGGUCUACUUUGAGGUUCAAAAAGGUCCCACUGCUGUGAGUGUUCCCAGGGUAGGCUUAAGUUUUACCAAUUUUCCUACAUAGAGAGAUCCAUAUAGCCGACUCUAACUAAUGGGAAAAAGGCUUGUUGUUGUUGUUGUUGUAGUAGUAGUAGUAGAGAGAUCCUAGGUUAGGACUUGAAAGUCUCUGGAGUUGAAACCUUCUCGUCUCCUCUUGGUAAUGUGCAGUUUAUGCUCAAAUGGAAUUGUGAAUUGCAGAAAAUGCGACAAUAACCCUGCAGCAUCUCUGUUAAGUCUUAUGGUCAUUGAAGUUGAACAACUUUUCUAGGCUUUUAUGGUUGGCAUCACUUUCAGUUGGAUGCUUCUGCAGAAAUGAACUAAUUUCGAACUCCAUUGAAGUUUGAGACAUAAUGUUAGGAAAUCGUGAUAUUAAACGCCUCCUCGGCGUGGAGGAUCAUUUCCUCUGCUAUUAAUCGUUUGCCUCGAAAACAACUUCAGAGAUGUAGCUCACCGUUCACCAAUGGAUUCUUUUUCCAACAUUUUUUAGCCUGCUUACAAAUCACUAAACUGCCCAGUGUGAAUAGCUCUGGUGUCUUUUCGAAUUUGAUCUUUCAUUUAUGGUGACACUUGAGAAGCUAACGAGUUCUGCUACCACAAGUAUUUCCCACCAUGUUUGUGAUUGGAUUGGAUAGGAUUGCAUUUAAAUUGCACUUCAAUUUCGAUGUCGUUGUGUUGAAUGUUACUUUUAUGAUUGAUUUUGGCGCCUUGGUCGCGUGUUGAUUAAUUAUAAAAGGCAAAUUCAUAAUGAUAAGUUGGAGAGUAGAGAAACAUUCUGAAUACUGAAUGACGGAAUCCAAAUUUGUCCCAACACUUGGUAAGAAAAUGUAUGAAAUAAAUUCAAUAAUAAACCAAAUCAAUUAACAAAUCUUUGAAUCACUCGACACGCCACAAAGAAAAGAAAGAAUGCCACAAGUGUAAGAAAGACUUCGAAGGGAAAUUCAAACACACUGGGAGGAGCAGCACAUCAUAGUGGGAAAUCUGAUGAGACACGGUCUCGGACAAUGACCUCAGUUGAUGGUUCGUCUCCUUAGCGGAGUAGUGUUGAUGGCAGCAAUGUAAAUGAGCUGAGUAGCUGUGAGCAUGAUUAUGAAUGCUUCCAUUGUUUUCUGUAAAUUGUUCCAAAGAAAGAAUAAAAGAAGAUAUAAGAUAAACAUAAGUUUUUCAGACCUAGUGAAAGCUUCAGUCAGAAGUACUCCCUCCGUCUUAUAAUUAUUGUCCAGUUUGGAUUUUCAUUAAUUUAUAUUACAUUAAAA